AUGCGGUCUGAAAUCCGAGGUCUCAUCGUCCGUUUUGGAAUGCCUACUUUUUGGGUUACCAUUAACCCCUUAGAUUUACGGAGUCCACUUAUCAUUAUCCUGGCUGGUGUUGAGUAUUCCGACGACAUAUUGUCGGCCUCGAGCUCCGCUAUUCGAGGUGCGACCGCCACAUCCAACCUAGUGGCGGUUGCCUCAUUUUUCUAUAGUGUUUAUACCGCUGUUCUGGAUGGGUUGUUCGCUAGCGGACGCGAUCGCACCGGGAUUCUUGGGGAUGUUUCAAAUCAUUAUAGCGUGGUUGAGACUAAUGGCAGAGGAAUGCUGUAUUUACACGCAAUAGUGUGGCUCAAAGGCAACCUCUCAUUUGCUAAUCUACGAAGCCGCGUUCUCGCCGACGCUGAAUUUGCUACGCGUGUGCUCCACUACCUCGAAAGUAGCAUUAAUAAGAGUAGCCUCGUUGAUCCGGAAGUCAAUCUUGUGCCGAUAAGCCCUUCUGCUUCCGACCUAGAAUCGGAUCAUGAUUUCUAUAUCAGGCUAGCUGAUGAUAGCAACCUCGUCGCUCGAUCUAAGCACUUCGCCACCUAUUUUAAAAACCGCCCAAUAGACUGGUCUAAAAAAAUUUGUCGCUUUGGUAUGCCCCGUGAAAUCGUACCCUCGUCUAAGAUCGAUGAUCUUAGGGUGACUCACCUAGCUCGGAAUCAUCCCUGGAUAAAUCUAUGGAAUCCCGCUAUUGCUAGCUGUCUCCGUUCAAACCACGAUAUCUCCUGGCUCCCAACCGUCUCAAAAUCGCUGGCCCUAGUCUACUACAUCACUAACUACGCCACGAAAGACGACGUUUCUCUAUAG
This is a messenger RNA of Penicillium cinerascens, 843 nucleotides long. RefSeq lists its product as uncharacterized. The record is from RefSeq and is a predicted model, not a curated record. The transcript is spliced from 3 exons. NCBI's taxonomy places the organism in Eukaryota, Fungi, Ascomycota, Eurotiomycetes, Eurotiales, Aspergillaceae. The coding region runs from base 1 to 843 and encodes 280 amino acids.